This is a messenger RNA of Suricata suricatta (meerkat), 2740 nucleotides long. It is a transcript of the gene ZNF425, whose product is annotated as zinc finger protein 425. NCBI's taxonomy places the organism in Eukaryota, Metazoa, Chordata, Mammalia, Carnivora, Herpestidae. The transcript has 4 exons. Gene Ontology annotation, biological process: regulation of transcription by RNA polymerase II. Bases 96 to 2348 code for a protein of 750 amino acids. Gene Ontology annotation, cellular component: nucleus. The record is from RefSeq and is a predicted model, not a curated record. Gene Ontology annotation, molecular function: RNA polymerase II cis-regulatory region sequence-specific DNA binding; DNA-binding transcription activator activity, RNA polymerase II-specific.
UGCGCGCCAGCGAAGGUGUCGCGGGGCGGUCGGGGAGCUCGGCGUCCCCCCGGCAGAGGCGCAGGAGAGGGCGGAGGCGGGCGUCGUGACAGGCCAUGGCUGAGCUGGCUGCGGUAACCAUGACAUUUGAUGACGUGGCCUUGUAUUUUUCGGAACAAGAGUGGGAGAUCCUGGAGAAGUGGCAGAAGAAGAUGUAUCUGCAAGUGAUGAAGACCAAUUAUGAGACUCUUGAUUCCCUGGGUGGUGUUUUUUCCAAGCCAGAUUUGAUCACCUGGAUGGAACAAGGGAGAACGCUGUUAAUCAGAGACCAGGGACCCUUGGAGAAUAGAGUGACACUCAGCCUUUCUGCUGAUGAGCAGUGGGACUUGCAGAAGGCUGGAAAGUUGCUGUAUUUUGGUGACCAAGGAAAUCCUGGGGCAAAAGAGGAGGAAUGCCAUUUAAAUGGUCUUCAGAAGCAGGGUUCAUGGGCUACCUUACCAGGGGAGGAAAGAAAAACCUUACCAAAUCAAAGAGCCACCUUACAGCAUCCAAGUCUCCAAGAAAUCGGGAUUCUACGUGAAAAGCUUGACAUCAGAGCAUCUAAUCAGGAGAAGAACGAUCCAUGGCCUGCGCUGGUGGGCACACCGGGUUGCUUGGAAGUUCCACCAGGGCCAAGAUCUUAUUCCUGUUGUGUCUGUAGGAAGGUCUUCCAGGUGAAGAGAGACUUGGUAAAGCACAAAAGAAAGCACGCCAGGAGCCAGCCCCGCAGAUACCCGAAGUCCAAGAACAAAUCCAGAGGGAACCCGGAACUCAGGUGGAACCGGCCGAUCCUGCGCAGGAAGGAGCGUUUCCAGGGUGGCAAGUGCGCAAAGAGCUGCCGCCUGAGGUGUGGCCUGCUGGUUCACCAGGUGGGUCACGCGGGCCAGGGACCCUUCCCAUGCCCCCAGUGUGACCGGACCUUCCAGUGUAAAGCCGCUUUGAAGAAGCACCCGUGUUUGCACAGGAGGGAGAGGCCAUUUUCCUGUGAGCGCUGCGGCAGGCGAUUCGCCCAGCAGGGCGGGCUCACGGAGCACCUUGGGGUGCACGCCCGCGAGGAGCCCUUCCGGUGCCCCACGUGUGACCGGAGCUUCCGCCUGCAGAGAAGCCUGCAGGCCCACCGCUGCCAGCACAGCGGGGACAAGCCCUUCGGUGGCCCGGACUGUGGCGGGAGCGGCUCGCGCAGGGCCGCGGUGGGGGCCCGCCGGACACGCGGCGCCGAGAAGCCGUUUUCCUGUGGUGAGUGCGGUCGGACCUUCUCCCACAAGACGAAACUCACGGAACACAGCAGAGUCCACACGGGAGAGAAGCCCUUCCAGUGCCCCGACUGCGAGAAGCGCUUCCGCCUGCAGAGAAGCCUGACAGCCCACGUGUUCCAGCACCGCGGGGAGAAGCCGUUCCGGUGCCCGGACUGCGGCAGGGGCUUCUCCUGGAAGAACGCCAUGCAGGCGCACCGGCGCUUGCACAGCGAGCAGAAGCCCUUCUCCUGCGCCGAGUGCGGCCAGAGGUUUACGCGGCCCUCCAGGCUCGCGCGCCACCGCGGAGUCCACGGCCGGCCGACGGAGUUCGCGUGCGGCGAGUGCGGGAAGACGUUUCCUCGGCAGUCGAGGCUCACCGAGCACCGCAAGGUCCACGCCAAGGAGAAGCCCUUCUCCUGCCCCGUGUGCGGCCGGGGCUUCCGCCGACACUCGCACCUCAGCGAGCACAUGAGACUCCACGGCGGCGAGGAGCCCCUCCAGUGUCCGGAGUGCGACAAGAGCUUCUUCUGGAAGGCCUCCAUGAAGGCCCACGAGCGGACGCACCGGGGCGGGAAGCCCUUCGCGUGCGGCGAGUGCGGGAAGGCCUACGCCCAGCGCUCCCAGCUCGCGGAACAUCGGCGAGUGCACAGCGGGGAGAAGCCCUUCCAGUGUCCCGAGUGCGGUAAGAGUUUCCGUCUCAAAGGAAACUUGAAAAGCCACCUGCUCCAGCACAGUGACAAAAAGCCAUUCUCCUGUGCGAAGUGUGGCAAGAGCUUCACUCAGCAGUACAGGCUCACCGAACAUAUGCGGGUCCACAGCGGCGAGAAGCCCUUCCAGUGUCCCGAGUGUGACAAGAGCUACUGCAUCCGGGGAAGUCUGAAGGUCCACCUGCACACGCACAGCGGUGAGAGGCCCUUCCGCUGCCCCGAGUGUGGCAAAGGCUUCCUCCAGAAGAGAAGCUUGCAGACCCAUCUGCACCAUCACAGAGGGGAGAGGCCUUUUUCCUGUGAGGAAUGUGGGAGGAGCUUCACGUACAUGGGGGCACUCAGCACCCACAUCGCAGGACAUGCCAGGGAGUCGCCUGUCAGUGUCUAGUCAAGCCGUGCGGAAAGGCGGCAGAGACAGCGCUUGGGUGGAGUUAGCACCUCUGUUGGGCCCAUGGUAUAAGCGGGACAAGGGAUUCACAGAGCACUGGCCUCAGACACGCUGGCUGGAUGCACGGCAGGCAGGCCGUGUCGGCUCCUUGACAAAGGCCCCACAUUAUCCAGGCACAGGAAAGACAGCCUCCCCUCUGUGGUUCCCAUGGACAAUGCCUGCUGGUUCUGGAAGAACCAUUUUCCUCUGCUGCUGUCCCAGCAGUUUUUAGCAGUGUCAUCCAGGAGCAUAGUAAUACCUUUAUUAAAUUUGGAAAACUCGGGGCGCCUGGGUGGCUCGGUUGAGCAGUUGAUUUCAGUUUAAGUCAUGACCCCAGAGUCGUGGGAUCAAGC